GCGACGCUCGAAUGCGUCGGCGACUCACGUGAGGCGAUGGUGGAAGGUUUGAAAUAUGAAUGCGAUCCGUUCCUUCGUUUGGAAUGUGCCUGCCAUCAGGAGGAGCAUCUGCUGUCCCAGAAAAGAGAGUCUACAACACGUGCACAAUCUAUAGAGAUAGGGAGUGGGCCCUUGAUUGGGUGCGGGGGCUACAGGAGGCGAGAUGUGGGGCCGAUGUGUUUCUGAAGAACGCCUCGGGUGACGACUGGUUGUGUGUUGGAGGGAUUAUUAAAUCCGAGGAUGAGAGGGUGGAUGGGCACGGACGGAAGUUCAGGAGGUUUUUCCUCACAACGGUGUUCGACGAACAAGGAGUGGACCAUGCGAAGGCCGACUGUAAAGUAAGCCUUGAUUACAAUAUGUUCAAGGGGUAUGGCGGUAAGGCUAUUACCAUGAAAGCCUUCGAUGUGUCCCCGAAAGAAGACGGGAGUGUGUUGACGAUGCUUGGCCCCGUUAAAUUCCUCGCCAAAACGAACGGCUACAGGAGAUCCGGAAACAGUCCCACGGUUGAGGCCGGCCAUCGUAUGUCCCCGACAUUCGUGCCUUUUGACACGCCGGACGAGGAUCUUCCCAGUAUAGCAAUGAUAGAGAGACAAAGGACGCCACAUAGUUCUCCAACGCAGCAGACGUUAGCGAGUGGGGGCCGGCGCCGCAACAAACAGAGCCAGCCGCGUCGUCCACCAGGCGAGGAUGAGCAUGGUCCUCCUGUGGGUUCGUCCCGCUGGAUGGAGUGUGUUGGACCGUCUCAACCGUCCAGCCGGCAAUUCCAAGGCACCCCUGUCAUUACAUACAAAAGGAAGGCCCUGCCAACUCGUCCCUCUCCCAGUUCCCAGAAGGACGAAGGUGGUGCGUCCAGGAAGGCGGCGCUGCGGGAGAUAAGCGAAGGAUCGGACGAGGAAACGGAGGACGAUUCUAGGGUAUGUGUUGAUCGACAUCCACAGGGUAAUCAUGCCGUCGACGACGAUGAAUGUGGUGUCGAUGAGGAUGACGUCGAAGAGGAGAACAGCGAGAGGGAGAGAGAGAGAGAGGAUCGUGAGGAAACUACGCACGACUGCGAGGGUGGGGAGUCUCAACAAUACUAUGAGGAGGACGACGAGGGCGAUGGAGAAAAUGAUCAUGCCUAUCUUGUAGGUGAUGACGAUGGACGGCAAGAGCGGUCGGCUGAUGUGGGGGUCGACGACGCAACAGGAGAGCGGUCGGAGGCCAGUGUCCAGAAAAGGAAAUGGUGNGAGGCGGUCGCUGAAAGCGUGAAGAAACGAAAAGGGUCCGCGUCGACAAGGGCGACAAAAGCGGAGAAACGUCCACCGAAAAGAAAGCAGAUGGUGGAUGAGGGUGACUCUGGAGAGGAUGCCGAAGGGGUUCCUCCAAGAGAUGUCUCGGAACAGACACAACCUUCCGCCGACACCCGUGAUGAAGCCAUCGACACAACACGGUGCUUCUUCUUGGAGUUCGAUGAAGAUGGGUUUGCAAAGAAGAAAAGGGAACACAUUGAAGUGGAUGUCACGAAGAUCUUGUCAAUCCCUGAAGGUGACAUCCUCUUCAACCAUAAAAUGUUGGACGAAACGUUGGUGCAGUCCAUAUAUGAUGCGAUUCAUCAUGCGGCCAAGGAAACCAACGGGAAGUGGGAUUUCAUGACUUUCAUCCUGGUUCCCAUUGUGCCCAACACGGACGGGUCUCAAGGCAGACGGAUCACACCGGAGCAAUUCGAACUGGCUCAUACAUACAACUGGUAUGCUGUUGCUGGCCAGCACACGGCUGAGGCAAUGAACAGACUCAUUAAAGAUAAGUCACCGACCGAGAAAGUGUAUGGCUUGAGAUCGUACUCUCACGUACGUGUUGUCUACUUUGACGAUGACAGAAAGAGAGGAUAUCCGUACGUCUCGACGUUCGGCAACACGAGGGAAGAGCGUUCGAUCCCGAGAUCGUUUUCGUCAUCUGUGCGCCAAAUUAGAACAUUAUGGGAUAAGAGGAAUGGCCGGAUCCGUCCGCCAGGGACCGUGUCCCCGAAUGACGUCGAGGGAAUGAAACAAAAAAAGAAAUGGGAAGAGUUCAUGAACGCCGCUUGCAAAAUGACACCUGAUUCCGGUCUCAUGAACUCGUCCUUGGUGAACGACUACUGCAAGGACUGGACGAACAAGAUGCGCGGAUACAUGAAUCUUGCGCAAUGCGGCGAAAUAGUAUGGCCACUAGUACAUAAAUUCUUCGACAUGUACGAGAAGGGGCUAUUGCCGCGAGUCGACGGUGUGAGAUACAUUGACCUGCCGGUGAAAGUGGAAGGGAGGCUGCCUGGGCAAUACUUCCUCAAGGACAACUCCGACAAAAAAGUCAUGUUCCACUGCAUCAAGGCCAGGAAGGGGCCACAAGGCGCAACGGUGUCUAUACCUGACUUGACGCCGACAAUCUUCAAGUUGUUUGGCGAUAUGACAGCGAGAGAGAAGCAAGUGGCGCUUCACCACAUGAUGCGUGGUGAUGUCAUCGUGACAUCACGUUCGGUACCUCGUGGUAGAUGCAACAUGGCGGACCUGGUUAAAUAUACUCGGCGUGAAAGAUAUAUGGUCCGUAUGUUCAACUACAUAUUGUUCAAGGCCGAGGGAAGGUCAAAAGAAGAGUGGAGCGCUGACUUUUUCAUCGGUUGUACGACCAUCUUGGAGAGGUACAACAAAAACGGUCUGGCGGAUGAGAAAUGGACCGAGGAACGCGACCUCAUCCCUGACGACAAGGCGAGGAAGGUGCCGAGGUGUUUGGGCGGUCCUGAUGAGAUUAAUGGUGAGAACGGUGCGGGACUGGGGGCAACCCAAGGCAUGUACAAGGAAACCCCGUUCCACCUCAAGUGUUUCAUCUACGAGGCAAUUGACUGCUUGGACGACCUGAGGACGGAGGUUAAUCGGAUAUCCUCCAGUGCUUGUCACAUAUUUUGGGAAGUGGGGAAGAGGAUUACCACGAUCCUGCCAUUUGAAAUAGAACCGAAGGGAGUGCUCACCGACAACGAGGAGGUUGUUGGUACGGCGAGGGGGAUGAAGAUACGGGCAACCAUUCUUGAUAUGUCAACAUCACCGAAAUGUGUUCUGUGGGAUGAUGACGCCUUUUCCAAACUGUACGCUUUCCUCAUGACAUGCUGUGGCGAAAACUGGGCCUUGAUCAUUUUCGCGCCGAUGAAACACCAGAAACAGGUGAUGCAGAGUGUGUACAACUGCGAUGAUGUUGAGGUGCUCACAGGGUCAUGGUACAGACACUAUACACCUUCGACAACCUUGAACAAGUACGGCAACAUUGCAGUUUGGUACACUGACAUGAUGGCUAUUGUCCUCCACGCCGAGAACGGCAAUUUGGACAAUAUAAUGGUUGCGCCGAAAUUGCGAGCCGAGUUGACAAAUUUGAACGUUGAAGAGGGUGAAUUUGUGAGGUGCUCAGGGGAGUGUAUCGGCGUGGAGGGCGACACCAACGCGGUUUAUUCUUGGAUGGAACGAGAGCCAGCACGUCUCCGAAAACUAUGCAACUCGUUCAUGAGGGAGGACGAUGGCGUGAUGCUGUUGGGCAGGGCGCAUGCGGGACUGAUUUGGGAACUCGCUCGCGCCGGACACCACGUGUUUGCGUGUGACGACACGACAAAAGAGCUCACAUACCUUUCCAAGUUCUUGGAGUUUUAUGUGAAGGAUCCGAGGAACAAAUGCAGGUUCGAAAAGCCCCAAGUCGAGCACCGCAAGGACCGGGACAUUUACUAUAAGCUCGGCGGGAAGAGGGAGAAAGUGUGGGCUUACUUGUUUGGUGACGCUCCACGGACAGCGGUUGAUAACGACUACGUCAUCAGGAAAAAUGAACUCGAGAUAAAAAUGAACGAGUACCACGGAUCGCACAUGGGUGCGUUCCACAUGUUCGUAGCGCGUUGUGAGCAUCUGUAUUUCAAUAUGAAGAAAAGAGCAUUGUCAUGCAGGGACUAUGCGGACGUGGCACGUAAAGCGGGGAACUUCAACAACAUCGAUUGUGACGAAGACACGUCAGACUCCGACCUGGACGUUCCGUCGCACGCGACACGACGUUCGGCGCAGGCAGCACGUGCCAAGGAACUGCAAGGGAGCACCAACGCAGAAGCGGGGAAGGCGAGGUCGAGUUUGGAAGCGACACAUGCUAGUGAGGGAGACGUGGAACAUAGAAUGAAUGCAAGGGGAGAAAAGAAUGGUGUACCAACGAACCCGGUGGGUGCGAGUGAGGGAAUUGUUAACUCACGGGGCAACACAGGGGGAGGAGAGAAUGGGUGUGAAAUGACCCCGCCGACAGCUGGACCAUCAUCGACACAUGCACCGCAGGCCGAGCAGCGAACGCUCACGUCGAUGGACACAGAUGAAGAUGAAGACAUGGAUAUGACAGCAGUCAUGCCGAAGCUCGUGCCAAGAAAACCGUUACCUCAAGGCUUUGCUCAAGACCCUUCAGUGCCAUACUUGCUGCAAGACAAGUACAAGGAGUCAUCGGAGGAGGAGUGGGAUCAUCAUAUUCUCUGGCAUGAGGGCGUGUUCGAACCGUGCAUGUUUGCGGGCAAGUGGCAAAUGGCUGUGAAGACAAGAGACCGCGGGUGGGUCGCGAAGGAAAGAAAGGACGCUGCGAUAUGGCACAGCGUGACGAAGACGCAACUUUUUCGGCGGGUUGCACAAGAAAAUGUCGGUGCAACCGAGGUGGCUGUAGCGGCAAAGGCGAAAGCUUUGUUUGAGCAACUGCGUGCGAACAAACAACUAGAAUUCAGCACAAAGUUCUACGACCUUGCAUCAAGUGUGUCGUAUAGCUCCAUCGAUUGGAAAAUCAAACAAGUGUCAGUAGUGCAAGGAAUCGAUAGCAUCACCUCUCUGAAGACUCAAGACGUCAUCGGUCUAACACCAUCGUUGCGAUGGCCAGAGGGGAUGCAGGCUGCGAAACGGACACACGUGCGAACGCAGGUCGCAUACAGAAUGAACAGUUGCGAGCAUGUAUUCAACAAAUGACACAGAAAAUGCAAAUGGGGGAUUCCACUAUGAUACGCAAGGACAGCGACGACAUGGAGUCGGACACAUUGACAGAGCCGCCCAUGCGCGGGGUCGACGAUGGGCCAACAAUCGUUGGAUCUGGCCUUAGACGGGCAUGGGCGUUUACACGUUUCAGGUUAUAUUGAUGUGUCGCCACAAAUCAUGAUGCGAUAUUCACCGGUCGUCACAUGGGGUGUCUACGCAUUUCUUGUUAAAUUGAUAGGUUGUCGUUGGGUACUAUGUUAAAAAACUAUGUUAGACAGGAAUGGUGUAAACGCGUUUUGGGUUAUAUUGUUAUCUUAAUGAAAGUGUUAUUGUGAC
This is a messenger RNA of Chara braunii, 5348 nucleotides long. NCBI's taxonomy places the organism in Eukaryota, Viridiplantae, Streptophyta, Charophyceae, Charales, Characeae. The record is from the annotation of a GenBank genome assembly.